UUUGCGGAAGCUCGGUGACAGCAGCUAACCCGAGGCUUGUCGCCUUAUUUUUUCUUGUUAAUGCUCUAACUAGCUGUGUUUUAUUGUCCAAAAUGAAUCUACCGAAGGGACCAGAUUCUCUGUGCUUCGACAAGGACGUUGUUAUGAGGGAUGACUUUGACGUCGACCAGUUCGUGGCUGAGUGUCGGAAACAGGUCCAGCUGGAGGAGAUGAGAGAGGACCUGGAGCUCUACUACAAGCUCCUGAAAACGGCCAUGGUGGAGCUCAUCAACAAAGACUAUGCAGACUUUGUGAACCUCUCCACCAACCUGGUGGGGAUGGACAAAGCUCUCAAUCAGCUUUCUGUGCCUUUAGGACAGUUACGGGAGGAGGUUAUGAGUCUUCGGUCCUGUGUCAGCGAAGUGAUCCAGGCUAUAGACAACCAGCUGUCCAAACAGGAAGACCUGCAGAAAAAGAAGGUGUGCGUGCUGAGGUUGAUCCAGGUCGUACGCUCAGUGGAGAAGAUCGAGAAAAUCCUCCACUCACAGAACUCCAAGGAAUCCAGCUCUCUGGAAAUCAGCAGUCCUUUGUUAGCAGGUCAGAUCCUGGAGAGGAUUGCCACAGAAUUCAACCAGCUGCAGUUCCAUGCUGUUCAGAGCAAAGGCAUGCCCCUGCUGGACAAAGUCAGACCACGUAUUGCAGGGAUCACGUCUAUGCUGCAGCAGUCUCUGGAGGGGCUGCUGAUUGAGGGCCUGCAGACGUCUAACGUGGACAUGGUGCGUCACUGCCUGAGGACUUAUGCAACCAUAGACAAGACUCGAGAUGCUGAAGCCCUGGUAGGACAAGUGCUGGUCAAACCUUACAUGGACCAGGUGAUAAUUGAAGAAGUAGUGAAAUCCAAUCCAAGUGGCCUCCAGCUGAUGUAUUCCAGACUGUUGGAGUUUGUUCCCCACCACUGCAGACUGCUCAGAGAGGUGACCGGAGGAGCCAUAUCCAGUGACAAAGCUGACACAGUACCAGGUUACGAUUUCUUGGUGAACUCUGUGUGGCCGGAAAUGAUUAAAGGAAUAGAGGAAAGGUUGGCCUAUCUCUUCAACCCUGGAAACCCUGACAUAUUCUAUGAGCGUUACAGCAUCAGUAUGGAGUUUGUGCGGAAGUUUGAGCGACAGUGCAGCUCGCAGGCCAGUGUAAAGAGACUAAGAGUGCACCCCUCAUAUACCAGCUUCCACAACAAAUGGAACCUGCCUGUUUACUUCCAGCUACGGUACAAGGAAGUAGCAGGACGCCUGGAGAAUGCAAUAAGUGACGGCUUAGAGGCAGCGCCAGCUGGCAGCGUAUACCACCUGCAGGUAUCUGAGGUGCUGUGGUCCUGCCUAGUGAGGUGUUGGUCAGACAAGGUCUAUCUGUCACCCCUGGCCCAUCGGUUCUGGAAGCUUACGCUGCAGCUGUACUCACGAUACGCCAAGUUCCUCGAUGAGGUGUUGACCAAAACUCCGCCUCCUGAGGUGGUUAAAGAGCCAUCCAGACCUCUGCCGAGCUCGGCCUCCUCCACAUCCAGCAGAACGUCACUGGAUGAGGGCGGCAGUGAGAGCGGGAGCCCUGCCUCCCUGUCCACCAAACAGCUGGUUUAUAUUGCAGCAGACAUCCAAAAGCUGCAGGAGCAGAUCCCAGAGUUGUCAGAGAUGGUCAGACAGCGGUUAGAAGCCAUCGGAUUCAAAAACUUUGCUGUUGUAGAAGAUGCUCUAACAGACUCCAAGGCUUGCCUGUCAAGCAGCAUUCCCACUCUUAAUACCAGAAUGACCCAACAUCUGACUGAACGCAGCUGUCGCUUCCUGAAAAGCGCCUCUGAGGUUCCACGACUCUACCGCAGGACUAACAAAGAUCUGCCAGUGCGUGCAUCAGCCUACAUGGACAACGCCUUACGCCCGUUGCAUCAGUUGCUGACUGACUCAACAGGGCUGGUCACCCCGUCAACGGCCCAAGAGUGGCUCCGAGUUGCAUUGUCUGAAUGUACACAGAAGUACUAUGACACCAUCUCUGAGGUGCUGAGCUCAGUGAGAAAGAUGGAAGAGAGUCUGAAGCGCUUGAAGCAGGCCAGAAAGGGCGCGACCACGACUACCACAGCAGGAGCAAAUGGUGGGCCGACGGACGACAGCAAGAUUCGUCUGCAGCUGGCGCUGGAUGUGGAAUAUUUGGGGGAACAGAUUCAGAAGAUGGGCCUCCAGCCAAAUGAAAUCUCCAUGUUCUCCACUCUGAUGGAGCUCGUGAAAGAGGCCCGAGAGCUCGCUGAGCAGAACCAGUAACCAGUGACUGAAGCCUUUUAACAUGCUGCACUCAUCUUCUGAGUAAAAACAAACAUUUCUCCCAGUCGAAGCCGAAGUCAUGGUCUGGCAACGGUUUGUGAUCAUCGCACUAUGAAGAAUGCAGGAAAAGAACCAAGUACAAAAGUCCUUUUUUAACCAUGUGUAAAUAACAUCUCAAUUCAACGCAGACUUCAGAGCCACAGUGCACUAACAUUUCAAACAAUAAGAAGCUGCCAGAGUUGCGGCUGACCAAGCAGAAAAUUGAUGUCGGAAACGGCAGAGAAACUACUACUGGAUCAUUACUGCCUCUGUUGUAGGCAAUACAGAUAAAAGGGACCGCGUGGUUCUGUGCUCAUGAAAUGCUUCUAACAAAGACUGAUGCUGGGUGUUUGUCAUACACGCUGCUCUGCAGGUACUAUGCUGGGUUAGAAUGUUGAAUAACAAGAGUGUCAGAUCUUAGCUGCAAAGGGAGAGGGUUAAUCCUAAAAUGUUUGUCUAAUUACUGCUUUUUGCUGAAGGAUUAUUCUCACAUUAAUACGUUUGUUAAUAGCAUGUACAUGUUCAAAUCAAAGUUGUAUAAUAUAAUGUUUGACAUGAGUGAGUUGGGAAUAAAAUGAAGAACUUUGGAUAUA
Molecule: messenger RNA, 2914 nt
Organism: Stegastes partitus (bicolor damselfish)
Lineage: Eukaryota; Metazoa; Chordata; Actinopteri; Pomacentridae
Gene: cog2
Product: component of oligomeric golgi complex 2
Exons: 18
Coding region: 93-2282 (729 amino acids)
Biological process (GO): Golgi organization; intra-Golgi vesicle-mediated transport; protein transport
Cellular component (GO): COG complex; membrane
Source: RefSeq, a predicted model, not a curated record